Messenger RNA from Strigops habroptila (Kakapo), 2682 nucleotides. It is a transcript of the gene WDR25, whose product is annotated as WD repeat domain 25. Lineage: Eukaryota; Metazoa; Chordata; Aves; Psittaciformes; Psittacidae. Bases 111 to 1637 code for a protein of 508 amino acids. Gene Ontology annotation, molecular function: protein binding. The transcript has 7 exons. The record is from RefSeq and is a predicted model, not a curated record.
CACAUGCUUCAUCUAAAUUAUUAGCAGAAGCUUGGUGGGAUUGUUAUGGUGAUCAUAUUUUUGGAGGAUUCCAGCACUGAGAUUUCUGGAGUCUGCUGUGUCUAGCCAUAAUGAGUUUGUCUCUGGUUGCUUAUGAUGAUUCAGACUCUGAGACAGAAACUGAAAACACUGAAGUCCCCAAUACUUCCAGCCGACAGACAAGCCAGCCAAGUUCUUCUGUGAAUUUUGUUCAGUACUUUGCACCUGGUAGUUUGGGUACAAAAUCUACAUAUGAAAUGCAGCCUACUGAGAACACGGACUGUUCUGGCACAAGCACUGCUUGUGAAGAUGCCUCUGAGCAUUAUGCGCAGAAUAACAACACUGAUUUGACAUCUUAUUGUAGGAGAGCAUACUCUGGCCAUACUGCAUUAUGUAUGUCCUACACAAACUAUGAACAGACAUCAAGCUCUUCAACAAACUCUAGAAAUGGUGCUUCCCACAAGAGAAUACAUAAAGACAGUACUACUGCCAUAAAUGGGAUUAGACCAUAUAUCCCUAAAAGAUUGCGUCAAGAAAAUUCCAGUAUGCCUGAGAAAAAAGAAUGUGAUCAGAGAGAAAGCUCAGAUUGUGAUGUUAAGCUAGGCACAUCAGGAGAGCAGACUUCAAGAAAGAUCUCUGAAUUAAUUAAGCCAUAUUUGGGAUCCAAAUAUAAAUUAACUGAAGUCCCCAGAAGCUUAAUAUUUUGCAUGUCUAAACACAGUGGCCCUGUCAAUGAAAUCCAGUGGUGUCCUGUACGAGAACAAAGUCACAUGCUUCUCUCGGCUUCUAUGGACAAAACAAUCAAGGUUUGGGAUGCUGUAGAUACAGGCUGCUGUUUGAAAUCAUACUCCUGUCACUCCCGUGCUGUUCGAACUGCCCGGUGGUCGUCUUGUGGAAGAAGGAUCCUCAGUGGGGGCUUUGAUUACAUGCUGCAUUUAACAGAUGUAGAAACAGGAAAGCAGAUAUUUAGCAGCAAAAAUGAAUUUAGGAUCAGCACACUAAAGUUCCACCCUACAGAGUCAAAUAUUUUCAUUUGUGGAGGGUUCAGCCCUGAAGUUAAAUCUUGGGAUAUAAGGACUUCUAAGGUGUUAAGAGUGUACAAAGCUGCAGUACAACAGACAUUGGACAUGCUCUUUCUUCCUGAAGGAAAAGAAUUUGUUACAAGCACAGAUGCAGUAAGCCGGGACUCAGCUGAUCGUACCAUUAUUGCAUGGGACUUCCAAAGUGCUGCAAAAAUCUCCAAUCAGAUUUUCCAUGAGCGUUACACUUGCCCAAGUCUGACUCUGCACCCAAAAGAGUCUAUGUUUGUUGCUCAGACAAAUGGGAACUACAUGGCUUUGUUUUCUGCACAGCGACCUUACCGAAUCAACAAGAAGAAAAGAUAUGAGGGACACAAGGUGGAAGGUUUUGCCGUGGGCUGUGAAUUUUCUCCAGAUGGAACACUUCUGGUGACAGGAAGUUCAGAUGGCAAAGUGUUUUUCUAUAACUAUCAUACCGCUAGGAUUAUUCGCACUUUGUCUGCACAUAAAGAAGCUUGUGUGAGUGCAAUAUUUCACCCAGUCUUGCCAUCACUCCUUGCAACAUGUGAUUGGGCUGGAGAAGUCAAGAUCUGGCAAUAACAACCAGAGUUACUUUUCAGGCUGUCUCCUGUUAGUCUGUCAAAGGCGUAGGAAAUAAACCGUGGUGUGCAAUGUGAAAUUUUGUUGUGAUGUGGUAAGCAGAAGAGACUGUUGUCUUUUCUUCUAUGAUCUCUAAGUGUAUGCUUUCAUAAUGCAGUUAAGAUGAUCUUGUCAUUAGCUGCUUGGCAAGUGGUUUUAAUCUCUCCCUCAGCCCUGGUGGCAAAUUUCUGCCUGUGACAAAUUUUUCCUGUCUUCUGCUACUCAUCUGGACCCACAGUGGUUUUGAGUAGCUGAACUUAAGAAAAUUAUUGCUCUUUUAAUGGAGCUUUUCAAUGCAGCUUUCUUAAAUCAGGUUUUAUCAUAGAAUUGUUUAGGUUGGAAAAGACCUUUAAGAUCAUCGAGUCCAAUAGUUAACCCAGCACUACCAAGUCCACCACUGAACCAUGUCCCUAAGUGCCACAUCUACACAUCUUUUAAAUACCUUCAGGGAUGGUGAUUCAACCACUUCCCUGGGCAGCCUGUUCCAAUGCUUGACAACCCUUUCGGUUAAGGAAUUUUUCCUAAUACCUAAUCUAAACCCCUCCUGGUGCAACUUGAGGCCAUUUCCUCUCAUCCUAACCAAAAGUUGGUGGGGAGAUACUAUUUACCAGAGGAUGACAUUCAGAUCAAUUAAUGCCUAUUUGAUCUUCCUGUAAUUUCUUUUCACUGGCUUAAACUAAUUUUCACUAGUUUUGCUCCCUGACUUGAGGCAUUGACAAGCUCUAGUGUAGUUCAAGGCAAAACAGCUUCUGUGCACAAGAAGGUGAAAGAUCAUAGGGCAGGUGGGCCUGUUUCUUUUGGAAAUGGGUGGCUGUUACGAGUUCGGAGAGUUCCAGGGAAAGGUGUGCCAGAUAACUUGAAGCUAAUUUUGAAGUCAGUAACUUUGUAUUCUUGAAAUCCCGGUGUUUAAAGUUGAGUUUUAAACUUACAUUUACAACUGUAGAUAAACAAAGCAAAACUAUGUAUAAAUAUUUUUUGUGAAAAAAAUAAACAUUUUUUUCUUAUA